UGAAGUUCCUGAGUGUGCAGGCCUCGGAUGCGCAUGAGUAGAGUUUGAGAGGCCGGAGCCUGGCUAUCUGGAGGCCACCCCCGCAGAGGCCAUUCCCCCUCUCCGCAACUUGUGCUGCACUUGGUUCCGCCGAGACCCACGACGGUUCCGCCCCCUUCUUCCUUGUCAUUGAUGUUGUUGUUCUUGUCAGUGCCGCAGCCCCGACCACCGGGAGCCCGAACCCGAGCCGGGGCCGCCCGUGUGGCGCGGUGGCGGCGGCAGCGGCUGCGGCUGCAGCAGCUGCGACGGCUGCGGGGGCUGCUCCGGGGACUGCGGGGGCGGCCGAGGACCGGCAGCCGGCGGCGGGGCCGAAUGGCUCUGUGCGGGCAAGCGGCAGGCGCCGCGUCGCUGCCCAGCGAGCUAAUCGUGCACAUCUUCUCCUUCCUGUCCGCGUCCGACCGGCUACGGGCCUCGGCCUCCUGUUCGCACUGGCGCGAGUGCCUCUUCUACCCGGCUCUCUGGCCCCAGCUCCGCAUCUGCCUCCGCGUCUCGCCCUCGGAGCAGCCACGGCUCGAAUUCCUCAUGCGCAAGUGCGGCUGGUUCGUGCGAGAGCUGCGCGUUGAAUUCGCCGCGGAGAAUUACCUGAGCGGCGGAGGCGGCCCGGGCGAUGGAGGCCGCGUCGACACCAGGACUGGCGGGGAAGAAGUCGAAGCCCUGCAGCUCUCAACCCGUUGGCUGGAAGUGCUCCGCACCUACUUAGAGCUAGUGCUGUGUGUGCUGGUCAGCAUCCGGAACAACAGGAACCUCCAGAAGUUUAGCCUUUUUGGAGACAUAAGCGUUCUACAGCAGCAAGGAAGUUUGUCAAAUACAUACCUCAGCAAGGUGGACCCUGAUGGCAAAAAAAUUAAACAAAUUCAGCAGCUGUUUGAAGAAAUACUUAGUAAUAGUAGGCAACUGAAGUGGCUGUCUUGUGGGUUUAUGCUGGAAAUAGUAACCCCAACAUCACUGUCAUCUCUCUCAAACUCUAUUGCCAACACCAUGGAGCACCUGAGUUUACUGGACAACAAUAUUCCUGGUAACAGCACCCUUAUCACCGCAGUAGAACUGGAGCAAUUCGUGAAUCUACGCUCACUUGCCCUGGAUUUCUGUGACUUUACAGCUGAGAUGGCAAGAGUCUUAACCGAUAACAACCAUGUGCCUUUGCAGCGACUUUCUCUCCUGGUCCACAAUGUUUCCGUGAUGCACAAGUCUCUGGACAACAUGCCAAAUGAUGAGCACUGGAAAGCCUUGUCAAGAAAGAGCACCAACCUCCGGGUCUAUAUAAUGGCUUUUGAUAUCAAGAGUGAAGAUAUGUUAAAGAUUCUGAAACCCAGUAUACCACUAGAGAGGAUUCAUUUUGACAGCUACAUCACUUGUGUUUCAGGAGCUAUUGUUGAUCUUAUAUCUAGGCAGUAUGACAAGUUCCUCACUCAUUUUAUAUUAAUGAAUGAUGUGAUUGACACGUCUGGUUUUCCAGAUCUUAGUGACAACCGAAAUGAAGAUCCGUUGGUUUUAUUAGCAUGGAGGUGCACAAAGCUCUCUCUUCUGGCAAUUCAUGGUUACACAGUGUGGGCACACAACCUCAUUGCCAUUGCUCGUCUUCGUGGCUCUGAUCUAAAAGUACUUGAAGUCACUGAAGAAAGCAUUGAUUUUGACCAAGGUGAACUGGCCGACCAGGAUGUGGAUCCAGUACAUAACCUUAUUGAGCAGGUAUCCCUGGGCCUAGGUCAACCUUGGCACGCGAUCAUGGACAUCGAAUCACUCAGUGUCUUCACUGAACCAAAUCGUCAUUUUUACAGAGAGAUGCAAAGCUUCAGCGAAGACAUUUAGCUUUUUUUAAAUGUACAAUUCCUGUGGUUACAUAUGCAAGUAGGGUCCUAUUAUGUUUUUUUUUCCAGUAGUGUGAAUUAAUCCCUUUGUGCUGUGUUUAAUCAGUAUUAGCUUUAUAGAAAUAUAUAUGUAUAUUCUACUUCUUGAUCAAAGAACGUAGUCAGGUAUUGGUUUAGAAGUUCAAAGUGACGAUGUAUAGGGCUUUCACGGUUAAUGGACUUGUUACCAAACCUUAAGAAUAUACAACCGAAGGUUGUCUGAGGUUGCUGGCUAACUUUAUUUUUUCACUGAGUUACUCUGCCUUUUGAUGUUUUUAUUCUUUGUGUGUCAGAGCUCAGGAGCCAAAAUAUUUUUAUACAUAUAUAGAUAUAUAUCCAUAGCCUGGUGGAUUUGUAUGCAAUGCACUGCAUUCAUUCAUUGUGUGAUAGCAUUUCAUUAAUAUUUCUUUGAAAUGGAAGGAGGGAGGAUAAUACAAUCCUAAAUGAGUUAUCUUUAACAGAAAAGCCAAGACUUUAACUUUCAUUACAUAUAUAAUAGUUGAUAUCACCAAUUACCAUUCUCAAUUUUGUAUAGUACUAGGUUAGAACAUUGCUUAAUCCUUUUUAAAAUGAAUUUACAUCAACACAAAUACUCAAAUUAUUGGUUUUUAAACUAUGUCUGACAUAAUUUAAUUCAUCAAUUAUAUCAUACAUUCAAGUUAGCUUUUUAGCCAAGAUUUCAAAUAGUGGAGGAAGAAAGAAACAAUAUUCCAGGGUAAAACCUCCAAAAUGAAUAUCAAAACACAGAGUUUUGUAAACACACAUGCUUGCAAACAAACAUUAGUCGUGAAAUCCCUAGCAACAAGUCACUGGAUUUUUCUCUGUCAGCGCGCGUGUCAGCUGCCAAAGAAUAGAUUUAACUGAAGAAGUGCCCACAUGCUGGCAGGGGCUGGCCCACUGUGGCCAGCCAGAUACUGCUAGAUUGUAAUAUUUAAGGUCGAAUUUCGACCUGUGGUACACAGCUGUGCUGUGGCUCAGUCAGCAACCUCAGAACUCUGAAAAACAAAAACAAAAAAAAAAACAAAAAAAAAAGAAAAAAAAACCAUGCACCUGUUUCACUGUGAAUAGUGAAUGUAAAGGAAAGAAAGGAAAAACUGAAAGCUUGUUCUAUCACAGGUAUGAGCUGCUAUGAUACAUGAAGAACAUUCCAUGAAGUAUGUUUUAAAACCUUGUUAUAUCUGAGAGGCUUUAAAAGCCGACUUAACUGUUUCAGGGCAACCGCGGUACAGACGUGGUCUCUGUGAGACUUCCACCUGACCCCAGUUUUAAGUGGUACGAAUGUUGUGCAUUUAAUGUUAAAGGACAGUCUGCAAUAAUAAAGUAAGUAGCCAACGUGGGUGCCCAGCAGUGCUGAGACCUGGCUGCUCUAGUGUAAGCUUUGGAAACACAAUUUAUGCAACAAAUGUCCAGAUAUGAUUCUAUUUAUGGAAAAAGUUUAUAUGUAUUUUACAAAUGGUUUUACCAUCUUAUAUUAAAAUGACCUUUUGACAGGUGUGCACUGUUUUGUCUCCAGUGAGCACAUACCAUGCGGAUUUUAUAUGUACAUCAGUAGUGUGAAUCCACUGGCACAGUGUGUGUAAAUGCCAGAUGUGGUGAGAUUUUAUCUUAUAAAUGUGAUCAGAUAAAAUAACUCCUGACAGAAACUGUAAGGAAACCAGCUGAAUGUUUGACCUGAUGACUGAUGUUGUUGUAUGGUUUAUGUUAAAUGUAUAUUCUUUUAAUCAAUGAAUAAAGCAUUAAA
Molecule: messenger RNA, 3627 nt
Organism: Mesoplodon densirostris (Blainville's beaked whale)
Lineage: Eukaryota; Metazoa; Chordata; Mammalia; Artiodactyla; Ziphiidae
Gene: FBXO33
Product: F-box protein 33
Exons: 4
Coding region: 172-1848 (558 amino acids)
Biological process (GO): positive regulation of protein ubiquitination; SCF-dependent proteasomal ubiquitin-dependent protein catabolic process
Cellular component (GO): SCF ubiquitin ligase complex
Molecular function (GO): protein binding
Source: RefSeq, a predicted model, not a curated record